Messenger RNA from Centruroides sculpturatus (bark scorpion), 719 nucleotides. Its product is annotated as protein phosphatase inhibitor 2-like. Lineage: Eukaryota; Metazoa; Arthropoda; Arachnida; Scorpiones; Buthidae. The transcript is spliced from 7 exons. The record is from RefSeq and is a predicted model, not a curated record. Bases 245 to 649 code for a protein of 134 amino acids.
UGUUAUAAACAAUAAAUUUCCAGAUAUUCAAAGUUAAACUCGAUAACAAAGAGAAGGAAGAUUUAGUUACUAUGGUGAUGAGACUAAAUCGAUUCUGGACAUAGUACCUGAGGCUGCAAUUUUCAAAUUGCCAUUGUCGCCCGUCCAUCCGUCUGUCGGUCCUCCGUUAAUCUCCGGAACGAAGUUAGACAAAAAUCGAGAAAGUUUAUUAUAAAAACUUUUAGUUAUCGAAUAAGAUUUUGUGAUGAAAAUAAGAAUGGACGAGAAUAAACCAAAAUUAACAGAUAAUCGUUUAUCUACGGGCGGCAAAAAUAAAAAAAGAGUACAAUGGGACGAAUUUAGCAUCAAACAAACAUGGCGAUCGUCCGAGAGAGACUCUGGCGAUACGGAAAUCAGAGAUAACAAAGAACAGGAGGAAUACGAGAAUGCAAACCAUGAAGAAUUAAACGUUGAAAUGUCGAGAAAUGAUCUCGAGUCAUCUGCAGUACGACCAAAAAUACGCUCCGGAAACAACGACGAAAAUAUGCAGAAUUCGGCUGCAACUAGGGCAUUCGAACAGAAGAGAAAAUUACACUACAACGAGUAUUAUGUUGCAAAGCUGGUGAAAAAUCUUUUCGGUGAUCAGGAUAUAUCAAUAGAAUUUAUAUAAAUUUCAGCAAUUAUUUUACCGUUAAAAUUCGGACUUAAAUAAAUUCGGUUGUGAAGUAAUUUUACAAUUA